This is a messenger RNA of Stylophora pistillata, 1184 nucleotides long. RefSeq names its product NACHT, LRR and PYD domains-containing protein 5-like. The record is from RefSeq and is a predicted model, not a curated record. NCBI's taxonomy places the organism in Eukaryota, Metazoa, Cnidaria, Anthozoa, Scleractinia, Pocilloporidae.
UAGGGAUCACAAGCAAGUUGAGACUUAAUGAGAGGCGAACAUUUCUUUGCGAUUUCAGCGGCGCACAACAAGCCGACAAAUCCUUUCUUCAGGCGCAGUGCUUUGACAAGUAUGAGCAACAUUACAAUUCUCCGUUGCCACUUUACGUAUUUGUUCUGUUAAAUUUUGCUGCGGUGAUUGUGGUUUGCCUUGUUUACAGUUGGUGCUGCGUGAAAUCUCGCGUGGAAAAGCUACAAGCGGCGAUAAAACCAGACGCAGAAAACCCUCGUCCACGGCCGAGAAUCGAAACUCGUCGUGUUUUUUACAUGUAUUUCCUUCAUCUCGUCGUAAGACUGUUGUUAGGGGUCGUUUUCACGGUGUUGCAAAACUUUGUGUUUUAUUCUGGCGGAUUUCAAGUCCCAUUCGUCUGCAUUUAAUCCCAAGGUUUGGAGUCAUCGAAUACCACAACAGGCGGUUCGUCAAAAAGCGAACCAACCACAAAUUGUCACAACUCCGUUGCGUCUGAAAAGAGCAAGUGCGCACAGAUGGUCCUUGUGGUUAAUGUCAUACUUGUACUUCUAGUCUUCGGGGAAAUUGUUUAUCUCGUGUUGCAAGCAUUUCGGAAAAGCAAAUUCGCGUCUGAUUCAGAAUUUUGCGCAAAUUACUUCUUUCAACAAAGCGUAACAGCUCUGACACCAGCUGGAUUUCGGCAAUGCAUGAAGAGGCGAAUUCUACAAGAGACAGAAUUUCUGGAGCCACUCAUUCACUGCGGCAAAGAACACGCAAAUGAGCGGGUAACUUUGGAUGACAUAUUCCUUGAUGUGAUCAUUUACACCGGAAGAGCAACUGACGAAUUUCUAAGGGAAUGCAAAAGGCAUCUAAUAUACGACUUCUACUUGAAGCCUGAAAGUAAGAAUGGAUCUGUUGAGAUCAAGACGCGGAGGGAGCUUUUCCUGGCUAACGAAGAUGCAGACAACCCCCGGAAAAUUCUUAUCGUUGGUCGCCCCGGUAUCGGGAAGUCGCUGCUCUGUCGAAAGUUGCUUCGGGAUUGGAGCAAAGGGGAACUUUUCCGUGAUGUUUCCGAGCGUUUUAAGUACGCCUUUAUGUUCCAAUUUCGAUCAUUCUAUGCAGAAACGACAGAGAAGAUUUCCCUUUGGCAAUUGUUGAAUCGCGCAGCUUAAAUGGAAGGACAAGUGGACGAUGGC